AUGGAAAUAAAUAAAAAUAAAUUAAAGUGGGGUAGUAGUGGUGGUGGUAGUGGUAGUGGAGGGAUAUUAUUAGUUUUGUUGGGUUUAGGGAAUUUUAGGGAGGGUUUCAAAAUAGAUACCCAUAAUUUUUUAAAACCCAGGGGAACCCCCGGAAGCAUGUUUGGAUUCAGGGUAGCCGAACCCAAAGAAAGGGGAAAAAAUUGGGUUUUAAUUGGAGCUCCAGAAGCACAAACGAGGCAACCUGGAGUCACUAAAGGAGGAGCCGUGUUCAGGUGUGAAGUUGAUAGGGAUGAAACAUGCGAAGAAAUUUUAUUCGAUAGCACAGGAAACAACAACAACACUGACGGUAGGCAAAUAGAUAAAAAAUCAUAUCAAUGGUUUGGUGCGACAGUUCGAAGUUCUGGAGAAACUGGAAUAGUAUUGGCUUGUGCUCCAAGAUACGUUUGGUUUUCUACUACAACAGCAUACAGAAGAGAUCCCGUGGGUACUUGUUACAUAGCAAAAAAUUACUUUUCUGAAUUUUCCGAAUAUUCACCUUGUCGAACUCGUAAUUGGGGUUAUCACAGACAAGGAUCAUGUCAAGCUGGCCUUGGAGCAGACGUAUCAAAAAAUGGCAACAGAUUAUAUGUUGGAGCACCUGGAAGUUGGUAUUGGCAAGUAUGUAUGAAAUCGAUUUGUUAUAAAUUAUACAAAGAAAAAUUCAACAACAGCUUUCUUUAUGCUCAAAAUCCAAACAAAAGACCUGAAGUUUUGGCCACAUCUGAAGGUUCGCCUCAAGAUGAUGAUUCGUAUCUUGGUUAUUCAGUAGCUGCUGGUGAUUUUGAAGGAAGAGGAGAAGGUGGUGUAGCUGUAGGAAUGCCAAGGGGAGCUGGAUUAUUCGGAAAGGUGGUUUUAUAUUCAGUAAAUUUGACAAAUUUACAAAACCUGACAGGUCAUCAAUUGGGAUCUUACUUUUCGUAUUCACUUGCUGUAAUAGACGUCGAUGGAGAUGGUUUAGACGACGUUAUUGUUGGUGCUCCUUUACACACCGAUUUAAAUAACAAUGAGGGAAAGUAUGAAAACGGAAGAGUGUACGUUUAUUUUCAAGAACCAAGAAUCGACGAAGAUGGAUACUACAGCCGAUUUGUCAAGUACGAAUUUAGAGAUGGUAAAAACUCUAAGGGACGUUUCGGUCUUAGCGUAGCAGCUUUGGGAGAUACUAAUAAAGAUGGUUACGGAGAUUUUGCUGUUGGUGCACCGUAUGAUGGUGCAGAAGGUCGUGGAGCUGUUUACAUAUACCACGGUAAAAAAGGAGGAGUAAGGGAAAGCUAUUCUCAGGUCAUAAGGGCUGAAGAUUUAUCGGUGCCAACGUCGACAUUUGGAUUCUCGAUUGCCGGUGGUCUCGAUAUGGAUAACAAUCAGUAUCCCGACAUGAUUGUUGGUGCCUACGAAAGCGACACAGCAUUAUUUUUCAGAUCUCGACCCGUCGUUAAAAUGGUCGAUGCAAGAGUUUCAUUUAAUUCAAAGACGAAGCAAAUUAGUUUGGAAGAAGAAAACUGUACUCUAAAGGAUUACUCAAAAGUUCCUUGCAUUUAUCUUCAAGCUUGUUUAAAAUAUAAUGGAGUUGAAGUAGAUAAUCAAUUAGACGUUGACUUGGGAAUCGCCUUGGAUUCGAAGAAACCCAAAUCUCCAAGAAUGUUUUUUUUAAAUGAAGAAGGAAAAAGUAUAAAAAAUGAAACGAUACGUCUUACAAAAGGAGAAUUGAGCUGUCAAAGUUAUUAUGUCUAUGUUAAGCAAAACAUUCGGGACAAACUUACUCCUCUCGAAGCAGAACUCAGAUACAAUGUGAAAGACAGCCAAGUAUUCACUGGAAGAAGGUAUACAAGAUCCUUAUCACCGGUUUUGGACGCUAAUGAAGUUAAUAUUCAAAAAGAUUCUUUAUCAAUUCAAAAGAAUUGCGGACCGGAUAAUAUUUGCAUUCCCGAUCUUCAUGUGACUACCAAAAACGUUUCGAAAUACCUUUUAGGUUCCGGAGAAAGAUUUACACUUGAUGUCCAAGUAGAAAACAAAGGAGAAGAUGCAUUUGAAGCAAUGUACAAUCUUCAAGUUCCACCGGGAAUGAAUUACAUAAAUAUUGAAAGAUUGGAUUCUGAUCGGAAUAUACCCGUUCAAUGUUCUGCUCCCAGUGCAAUGACUAACAACACCCUUAAAUGUGAUAUUGGAAACCCGUUGCCAAAAGAAAAAAUGGUACGAUUCAAAGUUUUGUUACAACCUUUUCACCGUGAAGGUAUGAAAUCCAGUUAUAAUUUUGUUAGUACUGUGAAUAGUACUAAUCCAGAAGACGAAUUAACUGCGGUUGACAAUGUGGAAACAUUUACAAUUCCUAUUUGGGUGGAAACUGAUCUUAUUUUGCAAGGAUCAUCACACCCUCCGGACAUACAUUACAAUAUGAGUCAUUUUGAUGGAAACAUUCGAAAUGAAAACGAUAUAGGGCCUCAGGUAUAUCAUGUUUAUAAUAUUCGAAAUAAAGGACCCUCUGAUAUUUUGGAAGCUCAAACAAUUUUUUUGUGGCCUAGCUAUACGUUAUCAGGAGAUCAUUUAUUAUAUCUACUGGAACAGCCUGAAGUUAAUGGAAAUGUAAAAUGUGAAUACGUAGAAAAUGUCAAUGAAGAACGAAUCGAAUUAGAUCGAAAAAGAAAAUCAUUUUUACACUCGGCAGCUUUUUCGGCAGCUCAAUUCAGCGAGGCAAGCGGAUCAGGAGUUUAUUCAAGUAGCAGAGGCGGUUCCGUUGGUCGAGGUGGUGGUUCCCGAGCUUACGAGUCAGCAAGAGGACAUGUUGAAAAAAGUGAGGAGGAAAGAAAAUUUGUAUCUGGUGGAUCUGGAGAAUCAUCCUAUUCCCCGUCGAAAACUUCUACCGAUAAAAAGAUUUAUCAAAUACAAGGAAGUAGAUUUGGUAAUGGAACUCGAACUUAUCAGAUUUUAAGCAAUGGCACAACAGUUUACGAAACUCAUUACGACGGCAACAGUCAGGAUGCAAAUUCCAGGAAAGCUGCAGCCGCAGCAGCAGCGGCAGCGGCUGGAGCUGCUGCCUCUGCUGCGUCUGCAUCAUCGUCGAUGUCAUCGUCUGCGUCUUCGGGUACAACUCGUUCUAAAGAAUCAUAUGCUGGAGAGUCUGCUUCUCAUCAUUACUCAACUCAUUACAAUUACUACACUAAUUCAUCUUGGGGUUCUGAUGGAAAACCAAAAGUGGAUAGUUCAGGACGGUGGUACGUCAAUAAUAACGGAACAGUUCAUUCGGGAUCUUCAGCAUACGAUCAGGAGAAUAGAUACUUGGAAGAAGGAGCUCGAAGAUAUGAUGUUGGAAGGGCACAAAGUUUAGGCGCACAAUAUUUCAACGAAAGUUAUUUCGAUUCAUCCCGAGGAGGAUCUCAGGAUUCAUUCAGAGAUAAAAAUAUUGAUCCCGAUUUAGGAUACUCUAGAUAUUAUAGAACCCGUGGAGAACCUCUUAUUCAAAAUUUUGUCGACGAUAACGAUAUGUAUAAAAAUUAUGCGGCUGAUAAAACUUACGAAAGAAGAAAAAGAAGUUCAACUUUAAUAACGAAGUACAAACGACAAGUAACGGAUAAUUUCGAUUUGAAAUCUUCAUUGAGUUGUGGGCCGACAAAUUGUACUAAAAUAAUGUGUACGGUAGGCCCUUUAAAAAAAGGUCAAGAAGCCUGGAUAGCAUUUAGAGGACGAGUAUGGAUCGGUUAUCAAAGAGAAAUAAUGCUUUCAUCUCUUUUGGCCAGUCAAGUUACCAAAUUGCCACACAUAGGUGAGCCACACAAUGCCAAAGUUGAAACCUACGAGGUUUUUUCAGAAAUUAUGCCUCAGGAUGUCACUGUAAAACCGGAAGUUGUUCCCUUAUGGAUCGUUGUUUUAUCUGCGUGCGCGGGAACACUUAUUUUAUUAUUAUUAAUAUUUUUGUUGUGGAAGCUUGGAUUUUUCAAACGUAAUCGACCAUCGAACGCACCUGAAAAGCAACCUUUAAAUCGUAACGGAUACAGCGCAGGAGACGAACAAUUGUGA
Messenger RNA from Pediculus humanus corporis (human body louse), 4047 nucleotides. Its product is annotated as Integrin alpha-PS2 precursor, putative. The record is from RefSeq and is a predicted model, not a curated record. Gene Ontology annotation, cellular component: external side of plasma membrane; integrin complex. Gene Ontology annotation, biological process: integrin-mediated signaling pathway; cell-matrix adhesion; cell adhesion mediated by integrin. Gene Ontology annotation, molecular function: integrin binding. Lineage: Eukaryota; Metazoa; Arthropoda; Insecta; Psocodea; Pediculidae. The coding region runs from base 1 to 4047 and encodes 1348 amino acids. The transcript is spliced from 26 exons.